This is a messenger RNA of Dichomitus squalens LYAD-421 SS1, 162 nucleotides long. RefSeq lists its product as uncharacterized. The transcript has 2 exons. Lineage: Eukaryota; Fungi; Basidiomycota; Agaricomycetes; Polyporales; Polyporaceae. The record is from RefSeq and is a predicted model, not a curated record. The coding region runs from base 1 to 162 and encodes 53 amino acids.
AUGUCUUCUGAGAUCGCUAUCUUUUACAUUGAGGCUACGGGAUACAUUGGCGGCAGUGCCCUGCAAGCCAUCCUUGCGCACCCGGAGGCGGACACUUUCGAGAUCACCGCCCUGGUUCGAUCUGAAGCGAAGGCGAAAGCACUCGAGAGUGACCCCCAGUGA